UUUUUUUUUUUUUUUUUCACAGCUUCUCUUGAGUGUUUCACUUGCACACAUGGGCUGCAGGCAUGACUCGCUUCAAGUGUAGGCUUUUGUGAAUUGCGAAAAAAAAAGAAGAAGAAGAAGAAAAUCUCUCAUCCAAGCAGUGGGAAUCCUUUGUUUUGUCUUUUUGCAAGUGGCCAGAAACUGUGAAUGAUUAGAGAGCUGUCAGGAACACACAGUGUGGUAAACACAGUACGUGCUGUGCUGUUUUCUGUGCAUGUGGGACUCCUCGGCAUCCUGAGUGCUGACUGGUUUUCACGUGCUGCUGGGUCCCUCGAGCAAAAAGCCACACUGUUGCUCCUCUUCUUACUCACUAAACUGUUUUUUUUUAAAUGCCCUUUAAAAGCUGGGAGCAUCACUUCACAGCCAUCUCCAGCAGUGUCAGUUGUUUUGGGGUUUUUUUUUGUUUUUUUUUUGCUCCUCAGUGGUGCCGUUAACGGACGUCGAGAUAGUUAAUUUCUUAUCUCUUUGAUGUACAACUGACUUAGCACUUUUUAGGGUGAGAUGUGAUUAGUUAUUAUGAUACCAAGAAAAUCGAGCGUUCAGGACACGAAACAGGGUGUGAGUUGUACCUAACCGAUGACUCAGCCCCUCCCCGACUCUGCCCUUCACAUAAGGGUGUCAUUUUUGAACCCAUCUUCUGCCAAACUGCCAACAAGAACGGAUAACAACACUUCCAGCUUCACACGAAAAGCCCACCACCACCAGCAGCAGCAGCAGUGGCAAGGAGCUGAUGACAUAAAAACCACCACAAGCUCCUCAGACGAUGCGAAGAAGGUGAUGCGGCGGGAGAAGAACCGGAUCGCCGCUCAGAAGAGCAGGAUGAGGCAAACCCAGAAGGCCGACAGCCUACACUUGGAGAGCGAGAACCUGGAGAAGGAGAACGCCGCCCUGAGGAAGGAGGUGAAGCAGCUGACCGAGGAGGCCAAGUACCUGUCGUCCGUGCUGAGCAGCCACGAGCCCAUGUGCACCGGCCUCACCCCUCAGACCCCAGACCUCCUCUACCCUCCUCACCACAGCAGCUACCACCACCAGCACAUCACCGUACCACACUACCAGCACUGACCUGCGAAAACGACUACUGAAAAAAAAAAAAAAAAAAGGAAGACGUGAGGCGAAAAAAACGGACGACUGACCUCAACGGAGAGAAGAAGAAGAAAAAAAAAGACUGACUGGAGAUUGUGUGUCUUUUUAAAUGACAUGACAGGCCGACAUGUCCGCUAAAGCAAUGACAGCACGGAGCCCAAACUGUACCUCGGCAGUGUUCACAACUAUUUAUUUCUCGCUCUGCUCAUCUCUGUUGCUCUUACCUGAUCAUGAAUAUCAGUGAUAUCUGUGUGUGAACUUAAAAACAAGAAAAAAACAAAAAACAAAACAAAAAACGGCUCUACCAGUCUAUGUUUACAUCGGGACACAAAGAAAAGAAAAAAGAAAAAAACAACCGUCUGUAUGUUCAUGUGACUCAGACCAUGCAGUAUUUUUUGUUGUAAAUUUGCUCUUUUUUUGUUUUGUUUUUAAAGUGUCAGGGAUGAAGGGAAAAAGCCCGUCGUGUUAUUUUUUUUUAAUUUUGAGAUGUUUAUAUAAAUGUGAUUUCAGUGUGUUCGUGUAGUUCGAUAAUGCUCAGGAGCUUUUUAUUUUAUUUUUUAUUUUAUUUUAUUUUUGACAGAUUUGAUUGUGGACAAACUAGAAUGUAAAGUCAAGAUCCUUAAAAACAAACAACAAGACAACAACGGAAGAAAAAGAAAAAAAUGGCUUCGAUUGUACCAAAAAAAGAAAAAUGUUUGGCAGUGAGGAGUGGGCAUUCAGAGGGGUCUUGACUUGUGUGCUGGUGAUGAUGAUGAUGAUGAUGAUGAUGAUGAUGAUGCUGGUUUUGUGAGGAGACCCAGCAAAGAUAUUUAUUAAAUGUGAUGCCUUUUUAGGUGGUUGUUUCUGA
This is a messenger RNA of Acanthopagrus latus (yellowfin seabream), 1969 nucleotides long. It is a transcript of the gene batf, whose product is annotated as basic leucine zipper transcription factor, ATF-like. Bases 616 to 1101 code for a protein of 161 amino acids. Lineage: Eukaryota; Metazoa; Chordata; Actinopteri; Spariformes; Sparidae. Gene Ontology annotation, biological process: regulation of transcription by RNA polymerase II. The record is from RefSeq and is a predicted model, not a curated record. The transcript has 3 exons. Gene Ontology annotation, cellular component: nucleus. Gene Ontology annotation, molecular function: DNA-binding transcription factor activity, RNA polymerase II-specific; RNA polymerase II cis-regulatory region sequence-specific DNA binding.